AUGGCUUAUUUGAAAGAAAUUGUUAAAAGUAAAAACCGCUGCUCAGACCCUCUUUGUUCUAUUCCAGAGGGGACGUCGUCCACACAAGAGGAGGACGGGUGUGAGUCCAGGAAGAGACACAGGUCAGACAGCUUUUCUCUGACCUUUGAUGACAGCAUGUCCUGGUAUGUGAUUGGAGGCCUGAGACGAGACCGGAGGAGCAGCGAGUCUUCAGACUCACACAGUAACGCUGAAGUCGGUUCAUUGGUCAGUGACGCGGGUGACGAUGUUCUGAGCCAGGAUCUGGGCUCAGACUCUGAUAACUUCAGCGUGGAGUUUGAGGUGGAGUCCAUCGACUCGGAUGCCUACAGCGAUCCCGAAGAGGCUUCAGUGUCUGGAGAGGACGAGGUGUAUGAAGUCACCAUCUUCGAGGCAGAGGAGGAGGACUCGUUCGAUGACGACACUGAAAUCACGGAAGCGGACUACUGGAAGUGCUCAAAGUGUGAGGAGUUGAACCCUCCCCUCCCCCGAAACUGCAACCGCUGUUGGACGCCAAGAAUGGACUGGUUUCCCGAAUCUGACAGCAACUCUGCUGCCCCCAACCUCAAACCCUUACCCCCCAAGCCUACCCCAGCCCCGACAGAGCCCGACGAGACCGAAGGUCUGGAUGUUCCAGACGGGAAGAGAGCCAGGUCGCCCCUUCCCCUCCUCAAAGACUCCCAGGAAUUGAUGUCCGUCUCUGGCCCGGAUUCCCAAGACUCGGCCUGCUCCUCCCAGCCCUCCACCUCUUCUUCGAACUCCAACGGCGUGGGCUCAGGCUCGUCCUCUAGCGCCCCCCCUCAGUCAAGAAGUGACUGCACCAGACUUGGAGCGUUUCAACAGCCUGGAGGCUCACCUCCCCGCCAGCUGCCUGGAGCCCUGCGUCAUCUGUCAGACCAGGCCCAAGAACGGCUGCAUCGUACACGGACGCACUGGGCACCUCAUGGCCUGUUACACCUGCGCCAGGAAACUGAAGAAGAGAAGCAAGCUGUGUCCCGUCUGCAGGCAGCCGAUCCAGUCUGUCGUCUUAAUUUAUCUCAGCUGAGGACGGCUAUCGGCUAGACUGUACAUUCCAAAUAUAAGCAGUCUAUUCCCUAUGUAGUGUGCACCACUCUCUCAACCAUGGCCCCAAUAGGACUCUGGUCUAAAGUAGUGCACUAUAUAGGGAAUAGGGUGUAACCCAUAGCUACACAACUCCCUGUUCCUCAAAAACAACUUAAAUCCUGAAUGAAUAAAUAAUAUGUUUUAAGUUUGUUUAUUUGGAAGUGAUUUUAUUUAUGAACUCUAUCAAACAAGGUGCCUGUUGUUGUUGAUUUGGGAUUGAUUUCUAAUGUUCAGUCAAAUAGCCUUUCUAGUUUUUCAAAUUGAUAAAAUUCUCUUAGUGGUGAAACAAUUCAAUAUAUUUUAUUAAAUAAAGAAUGUUUAGCAAAUUAACAGAGAUGUA
Messenger RNA from Oncorhynchus keta (chum salmon), 1462 nucleotides. Its product is annotated as E3 ubiquitin-protein ligase Mdm2-like. The record is from RefSeq and is a predicted model, not a curated record. Bases 1 to 1080 code for a protein of 359 amino acids. The transcript has 4 exons. NCBI's taxonomy places the organism in Eukaryota, Metazoa, Chordata, Actinopteri, Salmoniformes, Salmonidae.